Molecule: messenger RNA, 3279 nt
Organism: Musa acuminata AAA Group (dessert banana)
Lineage: Eukaryota; Viridiplantae; Streptophyta; Magnoliopsida; Zingiberales; Musaceae
Product: transcription initiation factor TFIID subunit 4b-like
Exons: 14
Coding region: 118-3039 (973 amino acids)
Biological process (GO): transcription initiation at RNA polymerase II promoter
Cellular component (GO): transcription factor TFIID complex
Molecular function (GO): RNA polymerase II general transcription initiation factor activity; protein heterodimerization activity; DNA binding
Source: RefSeq, a predicted model, not a curated record
GUCUGACGUUGCCGGGUAGAAACGGAUAGACCCACCGCCUCUUGUUGUCGUGCCCUUCGUCGACGCUCUCUGCGCUGCCGCCGCUCGGUCUUCGCCGCCGAUCCGCCUCUCCUCGCCAUGGAUCCCUCCAUCAUGAAGCUCCUCGAAGAGGACGAGGACGAGAGCAUGCAUUCCGGUGCCGACGUGGAGGCCUUGUCGGCGGCGCUGAACCGCGACAUCGGAGGCGAUCCCGCCGCGCUUGCCCGGCCCCCGGAGUCCGACACAGGUGUAUCGAUGCUAGGGAGUAGUUCUGCAUCAAAGCAAGUCCUUGGGCAGUGGCAAACUUCCAGUGAGGUAGAAAAUGAGCAGCAAAUCCAACAAAAAGAACAAAAACGUCACUUACAAUCCUCAGAGCAGCAUUCAUCUGGAGGAGAAUUGAUUCAGGCAGGGUCUGUUUCUCAACCUCAAGAUGAACAAAUCAAUAACCAACCACAACAUGAUUGUCCCACUAUUCAACAAGAAGCAUCUCAUUCAGAUGACCUCCAACGACAGCCAGAAGCCAAUUUACUUGAAAAAGAACAGGUAAAGAAACCUGAGCAAAAUACUAUCCAAGCCUCAGACAUAGUUGAGGGCCGAAAGCAAGAGGUUGCUCAGCAUUCUGAGAACCAGCAGCAACACCUAACACAGCAGUCAAAUAGUCAACAAAUAGCUUCUGCUAACAUAGCAAACAUGGCUGUGCAGCAUUCUGAGAACCAGCAGCAGCACAUAGUGCAGCAGUCAAAUAGUCAACAAAUACCCACUUCUAACCAAGCAAAUAUGGCAAUGAGGAGAACAAAAGCUGCUUCUUCCAUACCAUUCCAUUUGCUGAUUCCAAUUUUACGGCCUCAUCUUGACAAAGACAGAUCUAUGCAGCUACAGGCUAUUUUCGCCAAACUUAGGAAUAAUGAAGUCAGCAAAGAGGACUUCUUGAGAGUGAUAAGGAACAUUGUCGGGGAUCAGAUGCUUAGACAGGCAGCUCAAAAGGUCCAGGUGCAGCUUCAGGCUCAGGCAGCUAGGGGAGCACAGACAAAUACAAAUUCUUUCUCAUUACAGUCUCAAGCUUCCUCUCAGCAACUUGCUUCUAGUGUUCCUCCACAGAUCACUGGGGCACAAUCAUUUCCAGCACUCCAUUCCAUACCAUCAUCUCAGAGUCUAAAAGUCACUGGAUCACCUCCCCAUCAACCUUAUGUGCCCCCUUUGACAUUUCAAGCGCAGCCUGGCACAGGUCUUACAGCUCCUGACAACAGCACUCAAAAGCCACGAGAAGUUGAGACUAAAUCAGAUGGAAAGGGUGCCCAGUCUGUACAAAAAUACACCAGCAACACAAAUAUCACCAAUCCAGAAAGAGAUGUUUCAAUGGUUUCAUUACAACCAGUUAACAAGCAGCAGCAUCAUGCACAACUUCCACAAUCAUCUUUCUCGGUAUCUGGAGCCACAAGUAGUUAUAAUACGCAUGCAUAUCCCAGGCCAUCUAUGAGUUCCUCAACUUCUAUUAGACCACAAAAUCUAGAUUCACAUGCAAGACAAGUUUCAGUUACUCCAGGAGCUGUUUCAACACAAUUAAGGCCAACCCAGUCAGUGAGUGUAAUAAAUGUGCCUAAAUAUGAGCAGAAUCCUGCCAAUGAAGCUAAGAGACAACAAGUUGGUUCAGUCACAGCCUCCCAGCAUAACCCAAUUGCAUGGCAAUUAUCAGCAAACAAAGAUCAGAAAGGUAACACUUUCCCAUCAAUGGCUGUAAAGCAGGAGCUUGUUGAUCAGUCAUCCGAACCCCCAAACAAGUCCCACUUUGCAUCUUCCGAGAGCACUUUAUUUGGUUCAGCACAUGUUAAUCAAGGAAAUCAUGCACUUGGAUCUUCAAGUACAACAGGAACAACUCAGAUCUCAGGUUCUGUGCCUAGCCAAGUGGAUCAAAUUGUGCAGUUGCACUCUCAUAUUUCGUCUGCAACUCCACCACUUGGCGGGGCUACUGCAAAAACUCCCUCAAAGAAACCAUCUGUUGGGCAGAAGAAGCUAUUUGAAGCACCAGGCUCAUCUCCACCCAUGCCCAGUAAAAAGCAGAAGACAUCUGGUACUUCUCUUGAUCAAAGCAUCGAACAACUGAAUGAUGUUACAGCUGUUAGUGGAGUUAAUUUAAGGGAAGAGGAAGAACAGCUAUUAUCUGGGUUGAAGGAGGAGAGCCGGGCUUCAGAAGCAACUCGAAGGAUUGUACAAGAAGAAGAAGAGAGGCUGCUUUUGCUGAAGGCCCCCCUUCAGAGAAAGCUAUCUGAUAUCAUGCUGAAAUGUGGUUUAAAGAAUAUAGGUGGUGAUGUGGAGCGAUGCCUGUCAAUGUGUGUGGAAGAACGGUUGAAGGGGUUGAUAUCUUAUCUUAUAAGACUGUCAAAACAGAGGGUUGACAUUGAAAAAUCGAGGCAUCGGUUUGUCAUCACUUCAGAUGUCCGACGCCAGAUUUUGUUAGCGAACCAAAAAACCAAGGAAGAGUGGGACAAAAAGCAGGCUGAAGAGUCUGAAAAGCUUCGUAAAGUAAAUGAAUUGCAGAUGGAUGGAAACACAGGGGUUGAUGCUGAAAAGGACAAAGAAGAUGGUCGUCCAAAGGCCCUUAAGGCUAACAAGGAAGAGGAUGACAAAAUGAGAGCAACUGCUGCAAAUGUUGCAGCCCGAGCUGCUGUUGGUGGAGAUGAUAUGCUGUCGAAAUGGCAACUCAUGGCUGAACAAGCUCGGCAGAAACGCGAAGGACUCGAUGGGGCACCUGGUAAAACUGCAAGCAGCAAACCAUUACUGAGCUUAGGAAGAAGCUCGAGAGAAAAGCAAGAAUCUGAAAAGAAAGGCUCUUCUGCUGUGUCUGCAUCAGGGGGUACAAGGAGAUUUGGCAGGAAAAAUGCACUGGAAUCUCAUCCGAAAGUGGCACGUAAUGUUUCUCUCAAAGAUGUGAUUGCAGCCCUCGAGAGGGAACCUCAGAUGUCAAAAUCAUCUUUGAUCUACCGCCUGUACGAGAGACUGUCAAGUAAUUCAUCUGCAACAUGAUGAGCUCAAAGUUGCUUCCCUCCUCUUCUGACUCAGGCCUGGUCUUGGAAAGCAGCCGGUCAAGGUUGUUAGAACUCUGCCCCUUGGAACUCUUGGGAUCAGCAAGCUUUGUUACUCCUAGGAAGAUCCGUACCGAGAACAUUGUUUGUUAUUUUGUAUAAUUGUAAAUGUAAGUUAUGGCAAUUAAUCUGUAAUGAAACUCUUCUUUGUUAGAAAAAAUAUCGGAUGAUGUUAUUCUAA